This is a messenger RNA of Sclerotinia trifoliorum, 1636 nucleotides long. NCBI's taxonomy places the organism in Eukaryota, Fungi, Ascomycota, Leotiomycetes, Helotiales, Sclerotiniaceae. The record is from the annotation of a GenBank genome assembly.
UGGCAGAAUACAAAAUUAUUGAUUGCCCCCUCGAUGUAUGGGACAAUGAAGGGCCCGCUCUGACUCACAAUUUCCAUACACAUAUCUUUUAAUAUAUUCGCCCCUAAGUAGCAUCAUAUUUCUAAUCUUUCCAAUUAGCUUUUAUGAGAAUUUCCACCAUCAAUCUUAUUUGUAUGAAAAAUGCCAGCUUCCGACAUUGAAGAAGUUGCGCGCACAGAGGCCGAACCCCUCACUAGACUCCCCUUUGGACCUAUCACCAAGUCUCACAUUUUAAACUGCUCUUAUGAUAAGUGGCAUGCGAAGUACAAAGUUUACCCCAAAAUCAUUCUUGAAAAGUGCUGACAGGGUACAAGAUAUCGGUCCUCAACUCUCAAAUCUCGAAUCAUCCCCCUAACUCCAGAGUUCCUUUCAUACCUGAGGGAAGAUGGCAUAGUCCUUCCAUUCGAGAUUCCUACAUUCCCUCCACCAGAAACUUACAACAACAACUCAACUAGCGAUGGUUGGGAUGAAGAUACAGAGACAGAAUUGGAUCCCUCGGAUAAGUUCUCGGAAAUUCACAAACAAAUACAAGAAACAAUCACUGAGCUUGGCGGAUCAGUAGUUCCCAAACUCAAUUGGUCUGCUCCGAAAGAUGCCACAUGGAUCAGUUUAAAACAGAACAGCAUGGAGUGCAAUACAGCAAACGAUGUUUACCUCCUUCUCAAAUCUUCCGACUUCAUUACCCACGAUUUAGAACACGCCUUUGAUGGUUGUGCCGAAGAUCCGUCCCUCACGAAAGAAAACAUAGAAUAUGUUCUAGUUUUACGGAAAUGGUUUAAAGUAAAUCCAUCUUGCGAGUUUCGAUGUUUUGUACGAGAUCGGAGGAUUAUUGGCAUAUGUCAAAGAGAUCUAAACUAUUUUGAUUUCUUAUUUCCUCUCAUCCCAACAUUAAGAGAAGCAAUCCAAGAAUACUUUGACAGAACUCUCAAAGAUACCUUUCCAGAUCGCAAUUUCUCAUUUGAUGUUUAUAUACCAGAACCAUUCGACAAAGUGCGGUUAGUGGAUAUAAAUCCAUGGGCUCCUCGGACAGAUCCGCUUUUGUUCUCCUGGCUAGAACUACUCACCCUUUCCGUACCUCCACCAUUACUUGGUGUCGCAGAUUCAUCAUCAGUGCCGCCAUUGCCUGUUCUAAGUAGUGAUGAAGAUGACGGAGCAGAUGUUGUGGAACUUGGAUGGAUGCCCGAAUUCAGAUUAAUAAAGAAAGAUGACCCGGAAGCAUACAGCUUUUCAAGUCCGCAGUAUAGUGCACACAAGAUGCCACAAGAAGUGGUGGAAGCAGGUGCAAGUGGAGAAGGUGGCAUGAGAGAAUUUGCGGAUAAUUGGCAGCGGAUGUUGAACGGUGAGCUAGAAAUGAUGAGAGUUGGGGAAGGUAGUGAUGAGGAUGAUGAUGAUGAUUAUGAACCGGAGGCAAUUGUUACCUGAGAUACGAGACAACAAUUCCUUUUGUGGCAAGGAUCCAUCAUAUUCGAUUUAUUUGGAGUGAUGUAAUGAUAUUAAAAAUUACUCAUGCGCCGAGGCUUUGCUUGUGGGGCAAAUGUGCCGAUUCCAUUCUUCGGGAAUCCGGCCCACAAUCAUAUUAAUAAGUCAACUGUAAACA